AUUAACGCCAUGCUCCCGCUGCGUUUCAUCAAAAUGGCGGGCAAAAGAAAAUACUAUGACUUGAGAUAUCUCUUUAUGAGAGGUUUGAUACAACGUGAGAGGUGGCAGAGAACAAGACAGUACUUGAAGUCAGCUGCUGAAUGUACAUCAAGAGCUAUUGUCUCACUGGAACUUGCAGACAAGCCCAUCAAGUCUGUGUCUCAAGCCAAGGCCUUAGAAGGGAUCGGAGGUGAGACACUGCAACGCCUGAAGGAGAUACAUGAGAAGAAGGAGAAGUCAGUGGACCGUCCUUGUGAUGGGAAGUUUGUCAGUGCCGCUGGCGCCAUCCUUGUAGCCCUGCUGGAGCUCACCGAGCAGGUGGAGAGAUCAGGGAGCGAUGACGUGGCGCUGAUCCCUGAAGAUGUUCUCAAGUGUGAGGCCAAGUCUCUCUGUGAGGAGAUCUUCCUUGGAGAGGACACAGGAUUUUGUCAAGCUUGGUGGCGUACUGAGGUGCUGGUAAGAAGAGGUUUGAUCAAACGAAGACAGCACCACAAGGAAUCUGUGUAUCAGCUGAUGGAGCUUGGACGAGACUCCGCUCACAGGCUACGCAGAGAUAGGGAUGCAGUAUUCCCCAAAUCCAAGUCGGUGAAGUCCCCGCGUUCGUUCACACUUCAACAGAAGCCAGAGGCAACCAAGCUACCAUCACAGUCACAGGAAAGCUUCCUCUACACUAAUGACAAUGGUUCUGAUGGAAUUGUCAUGGAGAUUGACACACAAGAAAUGGGUGGUGACAGAGUUGGUCUGGGCGAGCACUGUAAGCGCUUGGAGCAAGCGGGUGUGCAGUAUCGAAGUUGUCGACUGCCAUGUGGCGACUACCGAUGGCUAUGGAGAUGUGAUGGUGGGGAGAUGACGGUACCGCUGCUGAUUGAGAGGAAACGAGCUGAUGAUAUUGCCAACAGCCUGAAGGAUGGUCUCUUCUGGCGUCAGGUGACCAAAAUGGUGGACUGGAAGGAAGAGUUCAGACAGAAGCACAUUGUAGCUCGCCUGGUGUACGUCCUAGAGGGGGAUCCGGGCGACUACGUCGUCAAGUGCAGUGACGGGUGUCGGGGGGUCGGUAGGUGUGGCAAUCCCACACUGGCUCAAGUACAGCUGGCCGUGAAGGACCUCGAGGAGCACCCAGAGCUGGAGGUCCGACACACAAGCUGUGUGGAGGCCACGGUACAGUACCUCGCUGUCAUCUCACAGGAAGUACAGAAGAGAGCUAGCAAGGGUGACUUUGAUAUGCUGAUAGUGAACAGAUUCAGGGAACGCAACGCUGCAUCAACCAAACACAACUCAGCUGAAGUUGAAGUCACUGAGAUCAAACAAGACAAUCAAACAGUCAAAUGUAAAUCUCAAUCAGAAUGCACUGACUUGGAAGUAUUGGAAAUAGAAGAUGAUUCACAGGAAGUGUAUGCAACAGACGGUACACCAAGUGAAGUUCCUUGGUGUAGUCAAGAUAGUGAAGAGUUGCCUCCCCUUGACCAUAACCCCAUGGCUGUCAAAUCUUCCGAUUCCAACCCAAAGAACAGUGUAUGUGAAAGGAUUCCUGCUGACUCAAAGGCUGUUAUUGUUCCUGUGGUGAAUGAUAAAGAAAACGACAAGAAAAUGAACUAUAGGGUUGAUUCGGCGGAAGAAGAAGUGGAUGCUCAGUUUGAUAUUGAUUCAGAACUAGCUAUAUUCUCCUCCUUUUCUGAACAUGCAAAGAUUAAAAGUAUGUUUUCAGACACAGAACCUCAGACAGAUUGUAAUGGAUCUAAGAAAUUUCUUUCCUCGCCAUUAAAAAAAUUAAAGUUUAAUUGUAGCGCUGAUUAUAUUGAGAUUCCGCCGCAAAUAAGCCAUGUAUCUCCAUGUCAUGGAAAAGUGUACCUCAUGAAGAGAAAUAGAAAAACUAACCAGGUCAGUAAGAAAGUGCAUCAGAGAUUGUCUGAAUGUUCCUCAGACAAGAAUGAGUUUAAUGCCGGAUCAAGAGACUGUGUUGAACUCUCGCCUAGGAGAGAGGACGUAUACUCCAGUUCAGAGCCUAGUUGUUCUGGCUUGGAAUCAAAUCCUCAUUUUGGUGUCCGAGAUGAAUCUGAAAGCAGAAAAGAAGUUUAUGUUGAUGCAAAAUCAACAGUAAAGAUGCCUUUCAACAGUCAAGUCGAUAACCCUGAGAAACAGGAGCCUUCUACAGAAGUACCUUGCGAACCCAGCUCUCCGGGCACUUCAAACAGUGCAGACAAAGAGGAAUACUCAGGGGAAAGUAUUUUGGAAAGAGACGUUCCUAAACAACAGUCCGACUUGGAGGACAGUCUUCCUGAGAUAGACAUUGGUGAGAUCAAGGAACUCCCGGAACUCCCAGAACUGAUGCCUCAUCCAGUUCCUUCAACAUCAGCUGCAGCUGCUGAUACAUCAAGACCUGAUUCUGAACAGCAUGGUGCCCAGGAACCAGAGACAGCAGUUCACUCUUCCUCAAAAGUUUCAAACAAACAACGCGGAAAAUCUACUCGUGGUCGCAGAAAACGUUUAAUGGAUGAGGAGGAGGAUAUUGUUCAGUCUACGUCUAGAGCUUCGAAUAAACGGGGGAGGAAAUCUACUCACAGAAAACAGAUAAUUGAUGAUGAUGGUGAUAAUCCAGUUGUCAUUGAUUUGGAUGCUGAGUAUGAUCCUGGAGUUCCUGGACGAGGUCGGAGAAAGGGGAGAUCAGGUGGGCGGGGCAGUUCGGGUAGGCGGGGCAAAACAGAAAAUGCAGUGGAUGAAACCCUGGUGUCUAAGGUAGCUGAUAUCUUGCCUCACUGUGGUGAACAACAAAUCAAGGCAGCUCUCAUCAAAUGUCAGAUGAACAUGGAACAAACAGUGAUGCAUCUGCUGGACGCUGUGCCUGAUAAUGGGGAUGUGGUAGAUCUCACAUGAUGGGGGCGAGGAUGUGCUGGCAACCUCACUUGAUCUCUCUCUGUAUGAAUGACUCAGGGGGGAUAUUGGGAGAUUUCUGUUGUCUUUUUGGUUGUGUCAUCAGUGCAUAAAUGUCAUCACGCAAGCUUGUCAUCUGUUUCCACAGGCAUCUGAAAAGUUAUUAAAUCAUGCAUUUCUGUGGUGAGAAGUUGUAAUGACAUAUAUAAUGAACACGAUACAGAAUGGGGGUGAUCAGUCUCAUUCUCCUGUGAUGGUGAUUAAGAAACAAUGCUUUUCAAUAGCACGACAAAGGAAAGAUUUGCCUCCUUGCAAUGUCUGUAGCCUUUGUCAUGCUUAUAAUGCAAUAUCCAGAGCUUUACUCUUGGUACACUCUACGUGCAGUAUAGUGUAUUUUCCUCGCAAACUGUUUUCGAGCCCCUAAGAAAUAUUUCUCAUUACGUGCCUAAUAACUAUCACAGUACACUAAAAUUAAGUCUUACCUUUGAAAACAUUUAUUUCUGUUUACAAUUGCAUACAA
This is a messenger RNA of Haliotis rufescens (red abalone), 3427 nucleotides long. RefSeq lists its product as uncharacterized. Gene Ontology annotation, biological process: mitotic intra-S DNA damage checkpoint signaling; resolution of meiotic recombination intermediates; double-strand break repair via break-induced replication. The transcript is spliced from 11 exons. Gene Ontology annotation, molecular function: crossover junction DNA endonuclease activity; 3'-flap endonuclease activity; DNA binding. NCBI's taxonomy places the organism in Eukaryota, Metazoa, Mollusca, Gastropoda, Lepetellida, Haliotidae. The record is from RefSeq and is a predicted model, not a curated record. The coding region runs from base 10 to 2910 and encodes 966 amino acids. Gene Ontology annotation, cellular component: Holliday junction resolvase complex; nucleus.